UUUAACCAGUCAUGCUAGUUUCCCAGCAUUUUUAAAAGCUGCAACCAAGCAUUUAGGGUUGUACGCCUAGUCACAACACAUCAGAGGCAGGAAAAACAUUUUCCUGUCACCUCACAUCACAGGAACCCUUAAGCCUGAUGGCAGCGAUUUCAUUCCCUGAAGAGGACUUACUUUGUCCUCAAUGCUCUGAGAUUUAUUACCUUCCUGUUCUCCUAAAAUGUGGCCAUAAUAUUUGCAGAGUUUGUUUACAGAAGUUCUGGGAAUGGAAAGGAUGUCGAGAAUGUCCUGUGUGUCGCACUGUGUCUGACCUCGGGAGGCCUCCUAUCAAUUUGCUACUAAAGAUAGCUGCGGACGAAUAUCAAGUGCAAAAGACAAGCAGGAAUCCACAGGUUUGCCGUCUUCACAAUGAGAAGCUGAAGCUUUUUUGUCAGAAUGACGAAGUUCUCAUCUGUCUCGUCUGCCAAUCGUCAAAACAGCAUAAAGUUCACGAGUGCUGUCCAGUGCAGGAGGGGGCCCAGCAGAAAAAGACAGAAAUUUCAGCCAUGCUGGAGUCCUUGAAGGAAAAGCACAGAAUACUAAUCAAAACCAAGGCGCAGUGGGAGGAAACCAAAGACUAUAUACAGAGCCAAGCUUAUCAAGUUGAGGAAGCGAUUAAGGAGGAGUUUGAGAAGCUACGCCGGUUUCUUCAGGAUCAGGAAAACAGUAGACUGAAGGUGCUUAAACAGGAAGAGGAAAUUAAAACCAAAGUGAUGAGCGAAAAGCUGGAAAACAUCAAGGACCAGAUCAAAACCCUCUCUUCCACCAUCAGUGGUAUUGAGGAAGCCCUCAGAGCGAAGGACUUACCAUUUCUACAGGACUACAAGCAGACAAAGAAGAGGGCCAAAUGCAACAUUCAAGAGCCAGAGUGUAUCAGAGAUAUCCUGAUCAACUCUGCAAAGCAUCUGGGAUUACUCAAGUUUGGAAUUUGGAAGAAAAUGGCCAACAUCGUUACAUGUGUUCCCUUCACCCUGGAUCCAAACACUGCCCAGUCCAACUUAAAGUUCUCUGGAGAGUUGACCUGCGUACAAUACAGCAGUAAGCAGCUCAUACCUGACAACCCCGAACGCUGCACCAGCCGUGUGUGCGUGCUGGGAGCAACUGGCUUCACAUCUGGGAAGCACAGCUGGACCGUGGAGGUCGGCCAGGGCAAAGACUGGUACAUCGGAGUGGCACAAGAGUCCAUCAAGAGGAAGAGUAGCGUCUUCCUCAACCCGAGUGAGGGUUUCUGGGUGAUCGGCCUGUGCAAUAGAGACUCAUUCUGGGCUCAGACCUCGCCUCGCACCAAGCUUGUGUUGAAGCAGAAGCCUGAGAAAAUUACUGUACAGCUGGACUAUGACAAAGGAAAGGUUGUUUUCAUCAACGCUGCUGAUUUGACAACAAUACACGCAUUCAAAGACAAAUUUACAGAGAGGAUUUUCCCCUAUUUCUCCCCUGGAUUGUAUGCAGUGGAAGAAAUGUCCAUCCCACUGAAAAUCUGUCCUCUGACAGUAACAGUGUCUGUAGGGUAGAGUCACAUACAGGAAAACACAUGGCACUACAGUUGGAGAAAACUUUGUUUG
Molecule: messenger RNA, 1598 nt
Organism: Etheostoma spectabile (orangethroat darter)
Lineage: Eukaryota; Metazoa; Chordata; Actinopteri; Perciformes; Percidae
Product: zinc-binding protein A33
Exons: 6
Coding region: 138-1547 (469 amino acids)
Molecular function (GO): protein binding; zinc ion binding
Source: RefSeq, a predicted model, not a curated record